GAAAAGACUGUUAGCUAUUGCUUUGCGUCGCAAAUUCAUACUUGAAUAACUGUUCUAAGUGUUGACACUAGCUGUUGACAUUGUUAACAAGUCAUUCAACUAGUGCCUGUGGGGGACAGCUAUUUUGAAAUUAGCAAGAUAACAUUGCAGCCACAUCGAUUGGAUCAGAUACCUGAAUAAAGAUAGGUUAAGAUUUCUACCAACAAGAAGAAGUUGCUCGAUACUUUGCCUACCACAAGUAAUCUAUUAUAGAUAAAAACAUGGAUAUUGAUCUUCGAAAUAAUCUGCUGGGUUGUUAUGUUCAAUGUGAAUUACCGACCUCAAAAUUGAAUGAGAGAUUUCGAUAUUCCAAGCCUACCGCUGCAUGGUCUCCUAUGGAUCUAGAAUUAGCAUCUAUCGAAUUAGUCCAACAGAAUGAAAAGAGUACAUGGAGCUUACGCGUGACUAGGCCAAUGGAAUAUCCGAAGCUUCCGAGAACAGUCAAUUACGUAGACUAUUUGUCUUUUGUUAUUUCGAAACAGACAAAAAAUGAACAUUUUAUAUUUUAUCAUGCAAUGUUGAGCGACAACGAUAAAAAAUCGGUGCUAGCGUCAGCAACUGGAUUCACAGACUCGAGCAGUACCAUAUUCAGUAAUGUUCAUUUUGAUGUUUUGAAAACGUUUAUAUGUGACAUUGGUUGUCUUUAUAUACAUUUGUAUUUAAUAGAUAAUUUUGUGUCAGUCGAUGAUUUGAUCCUAUUGAAACCUCCAGCAAGCUCCGGAGAGCUAGAUAUUUUACAAGAAAAUUAUUGCUGUAGCUUUAGCAAGGAUCUUUUUGAUAUGUUUAAUAGCGAAUUGUUAACAGAUGCCGUUAUCAUUGCAAAAGAUAAAGAAUUUAAAAUUCAUAAAGCUAUCGUUGGUGCUAGAAGUAGUCGUUUUGCUACUUUAUUCAAAACUAAUUCGUCAAACUGCAUAUAUCUGAAAGACGACCGUGAUCAGCCCAUUAAUCCUAGAGUUGCUAAUAGUUUUAUCAAGUACGCGUACACAGGCGCUGUUGAUAAUAUUGAGCAGUACGUUAUCGAAUUAUACGAAUUAGGUCAUAUGUAUGUUAUGAGUGCGUUACAGUCAACAUGUAUAUCGUAUUUGAAGCGUGUUGUGAAUGUAGAUAAUACCAUAACUAUAUUAUUGUUGGCAAAAAAAUAUGGUAUCAAGAGGCUGUACAAUCCUAUUUCCACAGUUUUCAAAACGCGCGCUAAGGAAAUAUUUGAUAGCAAUAGCUUUAAUGCGUUUAUGUCGUUAAUUUCAUCUUAGUAUCUUAUUUUCAGAUCAUCAUCAAGAUGGAUCAAAUAAACGUUAUUGAUAGUCAAGAUCAAAUCAGACAGUUUGGAACUCGUUGCUCUUUGAUUCUCGAUCAAUUAUCAUUGCGAAACUACCCAUAUGAAACUGCGUCUCACUUAUUUUGCACGAUAAGUAAGACGGGCAUUGAAUAUAGAUUCGUGGUAAAAGCUUACAAAGAUGAAUGUUAUAAGCUACAGAUCGAUUUUCUUGGCGACUAUGACGAUGAAGACUUUACAAAUUUAAAAUUUUGUUACGCGAUUUGCGAUAAAGUAGGUAAAGUAGUUCAUCGUUCUGAUCGCACUGAAUCAUUCAAUGUGUCUCGAAAAUAUUCCGGCUUUUUAAUGUCAUACGAAAAUUUGAAAAACUGGACAUUCGGUUAUACUUCGCCGCUUAUAUUAGUUUUCUACAUUAUCAACCACGAGCCUCUGCUGGAAAAAUCUGGCGUUUUAACUGGCGUUAAAACGGGCUUGCCUACGAGUCACUUACACUCCUCGACCGAAUGUCCAUUAUCAAAUGAUCUAUCAAAUUUAUACGAGAAAGGCGAUCUCAGUGACUUCACCAUUGUCGCGGAAGGUAAGACCUUUAACGUUCAUAAAUGCGUUCUUGCUGCGAGAAGCAUAGUAUUCAGAAAACACAUUGAAGAAAAUAUUGAUCACGAAAGUAUGACGCUAAACCUUAAAAGCGAUAUUGUCGAGGAAAUGCUGCGAUUUAUUUACACUAAUACUGUACACAAAUUAGAGGAGCUAGUAUACGAUUUGUACAAUGUAGCAAAAGAGCAUCAUUUACAAGAACUCCGAAGUAAAUGUAUAUCUUACAUGGUGGAAGCCGUCACUGUAGAUAACGCCAUGAAGUUAAUAUAUUUUGCAAAGAAACACGAUGAAAAGAUUUUACAAGCGAAAAUCACUGAUUAUUUUAUGAAAAAUGUCGAUGAAAUUUUAGUAAGCAAAGGAACUGAUGAAUUUUUGAAACCGCUUCUUCAAUGUAAAUUGAGUUUGAAUUCUUUUGAAAGUCUAGCUAAGGAUUAAAAUAAUUGUAUUUGCGUUCGAUAUUUAAGAGAAUUACUAGUAUACAUACUAGUGAAACGUUAACUUUUGAAAUGUAUUUUGAAAUGUAUUUCAUAAAAUUAUAAAUCAAUUAAAAAUAAUAAAGGUCUCGCUUUUGGUUGUAGUACAAACUUACAGCUAUUACAUAGCGUU
This is a messenger RNA of Phymastichus coffea, 2512 nucleotides long. Its product is annotated as TD and POZ domain-containing protein 4-like. Gene Ontology annotation, cellular component: cytoplasm; nucleus. Lineage: Eukaryota; Metazoa; Arthropoda; Insecta; Hymenoptera; Eulophidae. Gene Ontology annotation, molecular function: ubiquitin protein ligase binding. The record is from RefSeq and is a predicted model, not a curated record. Gene Ontology annotation, biological process: regulation of proteolysis; proteasome-mediated ubiquitin-dependent protein catabolic process. The transcript has 3 exons. Bases 1316 to 2341 code for a protein of 341 amino acids.